Molecule: messenger RNA, 1980 nt
Organism: Dioscorea cayenensis subsp. rotundata (Guinea yam)
Lineage: Eukaryota; Viridiplantae; Streptophyta; Magnoliopsida; Dioscoreales; Dioscoreaceae
Product: peptidyl-prolyl cis-trans isomerase CYP26-2, chloroplastic
Exons: 6
Coding region: 786-1721 (311 amino acids)
Biological process (GO): protein peptidyl-prolyl isomerization
Cellular component (GO): chloroplast
Molecular function (GO): peptidyl-prolyl cis-trans isomerase activity
Source: RefSeq, a predicted model, not a curated record
AACGGUGCAUUUCCACGCCAUCGUCACUAUCAUUUCCCUCGCUUUCUCAAGACAUUGAGCUCUGCGCUGCUUUUCCCUCGGUUUCCAUGGCGGAAUUCCCAUCUCCGGCGAUCUAAAACCACCAAAUGCUUCAGAUCUCCUUUGCAAAGGUUAAGGAUCCGAAGUUGGAGAUAUGAACAUGGAGAUGCGUUUUUAUGGACGCAAACGAGGAAUGGUAUUGAUGCGAUGAAAUCCUAGGGUAAACCUAGUAAAAGAAUUGUUAAGUGCUAACACUGUGGAUCCUCCUAUAUCAGUUGAAUCUUUUCAUGGGGAUAUUAAUUUCUGAUUGCAAGGAAUAGUCUUCACAUCAGUAGAAGUUUAUGCUAAGGUGUGUCAAGCCUUCAAGAUAGGGUUGCAAAUGUUACAUUUCAACAAUCCUGACAGCAAAGAGAAAACCAAUGUGUCAAACUCUACACUUCGGGCACUCACAGAUACAGCAGAAGCAGAGCAAAUGGCACUCUUUCUUUUCACAAUUUUACACAGGAACACAUAAGAGUGGCUUCAAUUCAUCCCAAUUCCUGUUCUUCCCCAUCAGGUAAGUCAUACUGAUUCCCCCUCAUUCUGUAUAUAUAAUACACAGUGCAAAUCAGCUUCUCGUUAUCUUUAUGGGACACACACACACUUCCAUUCCCCAAACCUUAUCCACAAAGUCAAUGCAACCUUCAAACACCACCCACACAAACCAAUAACCCAAGCUAUGAAAUCAUCAAACACUCCAAAGUCCAACAACAACACCAUCUUGAACCAUGAGGCAUCUACUUCAAUCCCUCAACCCACCUCCUCACCUCCUCAACCCUCCAUCACCACCACCAACCUUUCACUCUCACUCUCACUCACCUCACUCACCACCUCCACCUCCACCUCCUCAAAAGCUCAUUUUCCGACGAGAGCUCGCCAUUACUACCAUCUCUCUCCCACUCCUCCUCCCCUCCCCUUCCCAUGCACAACCCAACACAGGUGAAGAUGUCACCACUGACAACUGCGGCAACCAAACCUCCAUUCAGAAGGCCUUCAUGGACAUCUCCAUUGACAACCAACCCAUCGGCAGAAUCCUCAUUGGCCUUUACAAGGACACAGCACCAUUAGGCGUCUCAAGGUUCAUCUCUCUCCUCACCGGUGCCGCUGGCAUUAGCUACCGGAGAAAAGAGUUCAUCAGGAUAAUGCCAAACUACAUACAGCAUGGAGGUGUGAGAUCAUACGGUGUAGACGCCGAGUUAGCAAGGAAGAAGGGAGGCAACGUGGAUAAAGCGGAGGGAGGGUUGGUGGCUGAAUGGGAGGCGGCGGAGGAGCUGUGCAAGGGGACGAGGAACACGGCGGGGACGGUGGGGAUUAUUGUGAGGGAUCCGUUGAAACCCGGUCCGAAGAUGAAGUUGGUGGCUAGGCAAGGGAGGUUGGAGAUUGAUGAGGAAGAGGUAGGGAAGGAGCCCAAUGGAACAGAGUUUGUGAUUGCGGUUAAAGAUGCGCCGGAGCUUGAUGCUUCCACGUUGGUGGUUGGGAAGGUGUUGCUUGGCAUGGAGGUGGUGGAGAGCGUGGCUUUGGUCAAGACCGUUCAGGAGAAUACUAGCUCACCUUAUUUCAGGGUGGCAAAGUUGAUAGGAGAUAAAAGAGCAGUGGUAGCAGAGAGAGGCUUUAACAGACCAUACUCCAAGAUCUUAAUCACCAACUGUGGCUUGUUAGAGUAGAGAAAAUAAGAGAGCCUUUUUUUUUUUCUUUUUAUUGGAGGAAGCGCACAUUCAUUAGACAUGAAAAGCAUGAUCACUGUGAUGACUGCCAUUCUUAUCUCCAUUUCCCAUGGUGUUGUUGGUACUCAAUUAUUGGGAAUGGUUGGCGUUUUAUUGUUUUUUUUCCCCAGUUUUCCUUUUGUUAUGACUAGUGCUAAAAUAAUCACAAAUGCUUGUUGUUUUUCUGAACAAUGAGAUGCGGUGGAAUAAUUUUCUUUAA